AUGAAGCAUGCGUCUCGAAUUAGUCUUCAAAUUUUGGGAGUUUGGCCUGAUCCAGAGAAAAAUGAACAAUUAGCAACGUUUCACUUUUUUUCAAUGGCAGCAUAUCAAUUCAUUGGUGUUAUUCUACUGCAAACAAUUAAAUUAAUAAUCACAUGGGGAGAUGUGGAUGCAAUGAGUGAAAUUCUCACUUGUGCAUUAUUGCUAGUGGUAUGUGGUUUGACGAAAAUCAUUGCCCUUUGGUAUUAUAAGAAACAAUUAUUAGAAAUCCUAUCGAGUAUCAUUCAAGACUGGAACAAUUCAAAAACAAAAGAGGAACUCGAUAUAUUGAAAAGACAUGGUUAUUUUAGCAAGAAAAUAUCAAUUAUUUAUAUUGUUAUGGCCAUGGGUGCAAGUGCAGCACGUAUUUGUCAAAUAACAUACAUGAAUGCAGAUUUUUGGUUUAAAAAUCAAUUAAAUGCAACGCACUAUUUAUCAAUGGAAGCAUAUUUUCCAUAUGAUAUUGAACCAAGUCCAAUUUUUGAAAUAACAUUUUUUGUCGAUUAUAUGGCGGCAUUCUUUGGAAACUUAAGCAAUUGUGGAACUGACAGUUUAUUUUUUCAAAUUGGUUUUCAUUUUACUGCUGUAUUUCAAAUUUUACACUUGAAACUUAUGAAUAUUGUUACUGAAAUUAAAAAUGAAAAAAUUGAUUUCAAUGCAAGAUUACGUCACAUUAUUGAAAAGCAUGAGGAAAUUAACAGAGGUCUUGGACUUCUUCAAGAUAUAUUCUCGAUAAUGCUACUGGUUCAAUUAAUGGCUCAUAGCGUUCUAUUCUGCAUGCAGGGUUAUAAAUUGAUACUUAGUAUAAGACUUGGUGAAUCUGCUUACGAAUGCAAAUGGUUUCAUUUGCCACCUAAAAAGGCAAGGAACCUUAUUAUUAUUAUCUUACGGAGUAGAAAACCAAAGGAAUUAACUGCUGCUAGGUUUUAUGUAAUGAAUAUGGAAAAAUUUGGUAACAUUUUAAAAACGUCAAUGGGAUAUCUGUCACUGCUACUUACAUUAAAGAAAGCCUAAAAAUAAAAGAGAACUGGAAAAGUUAGUAUUCAUAUGAAAACAUACUUAACAUUUUGAUC
Leptopilina boulardi is the source of this 1109-nucleotide messenger RNA. RefSeq names its product odorant receptor 13a-like. Bases 1 to 1050 code for a protein of 349 amino acids. Lineage: Eukaryota; Metazoa; Arthropoda; Insecta; Hymenoptera; Figitidae. Gene Ontology annotation, molecular function: odorant binding; olfactory receptor activity. The record is from RefSeq and is a predicted model, not a curated record. Gene Ontology annotation, cellular component: plasma membrane. Gene Ontology annotation, biological process: detection of chemical stimulus involved in sensory perception of smell; sensory perception of smell. The transcript is spliced from 6 exons.